GCGACGGAAGCGGCGAACGCGCUUGGUCACGGACUGCUAUUGUGAGGGGCGCCGCGCUGCCAGCGACAAGCCAACCGCCGCUGCACCGAGCCGGCCACGCCACGCCGGCACCAUGAUCACUUCCGCCGCUGGAAUUAUCUCACUUCUGGAUGAGGAAGAGCCAGAACUCAAGGAAUUUGCUCUUCACAAAUUGAAUGCUGUUGUCAAUGACUUCUGGGCCGAGAUUUCUGAGUCCGUAGACAAAAUUGAAAUCCUGUAUGAAGAUGUCGGCUUCCGGAGUCGCGAGUUCGCCGCCUUGGUGGCUUCAAAAGUGUUUUAUCACCUGGGGGCCUUUGAAGAAUCGCUCAACUACGCCCUGGGAGCCGGCAACCUCUUCAACGUCAACGACAACUCUGAGUACGUGGAGACCAUCAUCGCAAAGUGCAUCGACCACUACACCAAACAAUGUGUGGAAAACUCAGAGCUGGCCGAGGGGGCAAAAAAGGCCGUCGAUCCGAGGCUGGAGGGGAUUGUGAACAAGAUGUUCCAGCGCUGCCUAGACGACCACAAGUACAAGCAAGCCAUUGGGAUUGCUCUGGAGACACGCAGGCUGGACAUCUUUGAGAAAACCAUUUUAGAAUCGAAUGAUGUUCCCGGGAUGCUGGCCUACAGCUUAAAACUCUGCAUGUCCUUGAUGCAGAAUAAGCAAUUCCGCAACCAAGUCCUGAGAGUCCUGGUUAAAAUCUACAUGAACCUGGAGAAGCCCGACUUCAUCAACGUGUGCCAGUGCCUCAUCUUCUUAGACGAUCCGCAGGCCGUGAGCGACAUCUUGGAGAAACUGGUGAAGGAGGACAACCUCCUCAUGGCCUACCAGAUCUGUUUCGAUCUGUACGAAAGCGCCAGCCAGCAGUUCCUCUCUUCCGUGAUCCAGAACCUCCGGACUGUCGGCACCCCUAUCGCCUCUGUGCCCGGGUCGACGAAUACAGGGACGGUCCCCGGAGUGGAGAAAGAAGGCGACACCAUGGAGACGGAGGAGAAGGCAGGGAGCCCCGUGGCUGCAGCGAAGUCUGCCCAAAGCGGCAACCCCGAGUCAAAAGACCAGAUCCCCAAAAUGAUCAAAAUUUUAAGCGGUGAAAUGGCCAUUGAGUUACACCUGCAGUUUUUAAUACGAAACAACAACACAGACCUCAUGAUCCUAAAGAACACAAAGGAUGCCGUGCGGAAUUCCGUCUGUCACACGGCAACAGUUAUAGCAAACUCCUUUAUGCACUGUGGAACAACCAGCGACCAGUUCCUUAGAGAUAACUUGGAGUGGCUGGCCAGGGCCACCAACUGGGCCAAGUUUACCGCCACGGCCAGCCUGGGCGUCAUCCAUAAGGGCCACGAGAAGGAGGCUCUCCAAUUAAUGGCGACGUACCUACCCAAAGACACGUCUCCCGGCUCGGCCUAUCAGGAAGGGGGCGGACUUUACGCCCUGGGACUCAUCCACGCCAACCACGGCGGCGACAUCAUCGACUACCUGCUGAAGAACGCCAGCAACGAUGUACGUGCUCUCCUCGGAUUCCUGGAAGGUGAAGCGGCCGGCCUGGCUCUCGGUCUGGUAAUGCUGGGAUCGAAAAAUGCCCAGGCCAUCGAGGACAUGGUGGGCUACGCCCAAGAAACCCAGCACGAGAAGAUCCUGCGGGGCCUGGCGGUCGGCAUCGCCCUGGUGAUGUACGGGCGGAUGGAGGAGGCGGACGCCCUCAUCGAGAGCCUCUGCAGGGACAAGGAUCCGAUCCUCCGUCGUUCGGGGAUGUAUACGGUUGCGAUGGCGUACUGUGGCUCAGGGAACAACAAAGCCAUCCGGCGCCUCUUGCACGUGGCCGUUAGCGACGUCAACGAUGAUGUGAGGAGGGCAGCCGUGGAGUCGCUGGGUUUCAUUUUGUUCAGGUACAGUUUUUUUGUCUCCACCUCUUCCGCAUUAUCUGAUGACGUACGCGAAGUUCUGCGAACUCACUUGUGCUCUGUCGUAACCGAACAAUAA
This is a messenger RNA of Gekko japonicus, 2002 nucleotides long. RefSeq names its product proteasome 26S subunit, non-ATPase 1 (gene PSMD1). The record is from RefSeq and is a predicted model, not a curated record. The transcript is spliced from 15 exons. Gene Ontology annotation, cellular component: proteasome storage granule; proteasome regulatory particle, base subcomplex; nucleus. Gene Ontology annotation, biological process: proteasome-mediated ubiquitin-dependent protein catabolic process. NCBI's taxonomy places the organism in Eukaryota, Metazoa, Chordata, Lepidosauria, Squamata, Gekkonidae. The coding region runs from base 113 to 2002 and encodes 629 amino acids.